Babjeviella inositovora NRRL Y-12698 is the source of this 1674-nucleotide messenger RNA. RefSeq names its product serine C-palmitoyltransferase. Gene Ontology annotation, biological process: sphingosine biosynthetic process; ceramide biosynthetic process. Gene Ontology annotation, cellular component: endoplasmic reticulum. The coding region runs from base 1 to 1674 and encodes 557 amino acids. The transcript has a single exon. The record is from RefSeq and is a predicted model, not a curated record. Lineage: Eukaryota; Fungi; Ascomycota; Pichiomycetes; Serinales. Gene Ontology annotation, molecular function: pyridoxal phosphate binding; serine C-palmitoyltransferase activity.
AUGUCAACCACCACGAUAGUGAUCCCAGAGUCGUUGAACAACAUCCACAUCUACGUACUCGAUCUGUACCGUCGUUUCGCGGGCCUUCCUGGCGCAAGCAUCGUCAUCGGCUAUAUCAAGGCGUCAUACAAGGAUGACCCACUCCGAUCGGUGUUUGAGCUUGCAUUAUUACUCUUUGCCGUCAAAUAUUUCCUCUCUUCCAAAAAGCAAGCGAACAAGCCGACACUCGCGAAGCUUUCGGAGAAGGAGGUUGAUGAUUUGUGCCAGGAGUGGGAGCCGGAGCCGUUGGCGUUCCCGCUCGGCGAACUCGAAAAGUGGCAGCUUGCGGACAUUCCCGUGACGCAGGGGAGUGUGGGACCGCAUGCAUGUGUUGAUGCGCGUGACGUACUCAACCUCGCGUCGCUUGACUUCCUCAACUUCAACAGCAAUGCCGUGAUUAAAGCCGCCGCGAAGCAGACAAUCAUGAAGUCUGGGGUUGGCGCGUGCGGGCCGCCAAACUUCUACGGGACACAGGACUACCACGUACGUGCGGAGGAGGAUCUUGCGGAGUUUUUGGGCGCGGAGCGCGCGAUGGUGUACGGACAGGACUUUAACACCAACACAUCGGUGCUUCCGUCGUUCGUGAAGCGCGGUGACUUGUGCAUCGUGGACUCCGGUGUGGGCGUUUCCACCCAAAACGCGUUGAAGAUGUCACGCUGCCGCGUUCAGUGGUUCAACCAUAACGACAUGGACCACCUCGAGGAGAUCUUGCAGGAGUUGCAGCCGGGCUUGGCCGAAGAAAAGCCGAUCACCAGACGCUUCAUUGUGUCGGAGGGCUUGUUUGUCAACUUCGGAGACUACCCCGACUUGCAUAAGCUCGUUGAGUUGAAGGAGAAGUACCGUUACCGCUUGUUUCUCGACGAAUCGUAUUCCAUCGGGGUGUUGGGCAAGACCGGGAGAGGCUUGCCCGAGCUCUUUGGCAUCCCACGCUCCAGCAUUGAGAUCACCACCGGGUCCAUGGCCUUGGCUUUUGCCUCGUCCGGAGGGUUCUGCGUGGGUGAGUCAGAUAUGAUCCAGCACCAGCGGAUUUCGUCCCUUGCCUUUGUUUUCUCCGCCUCCUUGCCCCCAUACUGUGCCAGAGUCACCUCCACAGCCUUGCACUUGAUCACCAACGGCGACCUCACUUCCGAGGCUGAGUCUAAGAUUGUGGCUUCGCUCAACACCAAGUCCGAGAGCCUAUCCGAAUUGUUCAGCAGCGACCGGUCCUUGCAGCCGUUCGUGCUUGUGAAGUCCAUUCCACUGUCCCCGGUCAUCCACAUGCGCUUGUCGCCAAAGUACAGGGAGAUGUUGCAGUUGCCUCCGGUCUACGGUGGGCCCCAGUCGGCCGUCGCGCAGGCUUGGAGCCGGGGCCUUGAGGCUGAAUACUUUUUAGAUGAAACCUACAACUUGGAAAACUUCCUUUUGAGCAAGAUUGUCGCGUUGUGCAAGAGCCGUGACGUGUUGAUUACCCGCUCGAAGCGCAUCUUGCAUCACGAAGUUGUGUCGAUGGUUCCUGAGUUGUUGGUGUGUGUGACCGAUGGUGUUUCGGUUGAAGAGUUGGCCAUUGCCUUCCAUGUCGUCAAGGAAAGUAUCUUGGCCGUGACCCAGCAGGUCAACAACCACACGGCCUUCCGCAGGCUCGAGGACGAAUUGUAA